AUGGCAUCAUUGCCCGUCGGCGAAUGUCGUCCGUUGUUCUGGGCCCCGGACCGGACGGUUCAGUCUUCACUCUUCAGUGUCUCUUUGACUGUGACCGAGGGAGGAGUGUGCUGCUCUGCUGGCGCCAUGACUUCUAUGGUAUAUGCUUCACUGUUAGCCAUAUGCUCACUGUGGCUCUUUUCGCUGGCAUUAUGUGAAGAAAAGAAAGGGCACGCCGCUGCUGUGUGGGAACGUCAAACAGACGAGGUUCUGUGUGAUCUGAGCCUCGCCCUGUAUAUUGCCCUGUGUACUUGUUUCCCCUCCCACGCCUGUCCCUUGUACCCUCCCCUCGCCUGUCCCUUGUACCCUCCCCUCGCCUGUCCCUUGUACCCUCCCCUCGCCUGUCCCUUGUACCCUCCCCUCGCCUGUCCCUUGUACCCUCCCCUCGCCUGUCCCUUGUACCCUCCCCUCGCCUGUCCCUUGUACCCUCCCCUCGCCUGUCCCUUGUACCCUCCCCUCGCCUGUCCCUUGUACCCUCCCCUCGCCUGUCCCUUGUACCCUCCCCUCGCCUGUCCCUUGUACCCUCCCCUCGCCUGUCCCUUGUACCCUCCCCUCGCCUGUCCCUUGUACCCUCCCCUCGCCUGUCCCUUGUACCCUCCCCUCGCCUGUCCCUUGUACCCUCCCCUCGCCUGUCCCUUGUACCCUCCCCUCGCCUGUCCCUUGUACCCUCCCCUCGCCUGUCCCUUGUACCCUCCCCUCGCCUGUCCCUUGUACCCUCCCCUCGCCUGUCCCUUGUACCCUCCCCUCGCCUGUCCCUUGUACCCUCCCCUCGCCUGUCCCUUGUACCCUCCCCUCGCCUGUCCCUUGUACCCUCCCCUCGCCUGUCCCUUGUACCCUCCCCUCGCCUGUCCCUUGUACCCUCCCCUCGCCUGUCCCUUGUACCCUCCCCUCGCCUGUCCCUUGUACCCUCCCCUCACCUGUCCCUUGUACCCUCCUCUCGCCUGUCCCUUGUACCCUCCCCUCGCCUGUCCCUUGUACCCUCCUCUCGCCUGUCAUGUUUUCUCGCCUUUUAUUGCUUAA
Molecule: messenger RNA, 1059 nt
Organism: Hyalella azteca
Lineage: Eukaryota; Metazoa; Arthropoda; Malacostraca; Amphipoda; Hyalellidae
Product: mucin-2-like
Exons: 3
Coding region: 1-1059 (352 amino acids)
Source: RefSeq, a predicted model, not a curated record